AUGAAGAAACUCGUGCGCAAACUCUCGACACGAAAGCCGGACCACCACCAGAAUUUUGCGAUAUCACCAGGGAGGAACGCGGAGCCAUCAGCCUCAAGUCCUUCGGACACACACUCUAACUCGUCCCUCAACCUCUCCACCGCAGAUAUCAAAUCCCCCUCGGCAUCUGGCACGCAACCGGGCUUCAUCCCAUUCGGCACGACGCUCUAUUUCCAAGGCUGCCCACACUCAACACCACCGACGCCACGACCAGCAUACAUCCCACCAGUUCUGCUCACACAAGUCUCGUCACCAAGCUCGACCUCGAACCACUCGCGUUCCAGAUCAACAUCUUCCGUCGCGGCCUCCACCACUCCGGCCACACACACCGGAACCGGCACAACCAUCCCGCAAGCCAGAGAAGCCACGGUGAUCAACCAAUUCUUCACCUCGCCACGCCAAUGCUUCGACUGCUCGCUGGCGUCCGCGCGCUCAGCGCAGCGCAUGGCCCACGAAGCCUUCGACGCCAAGAUCCGCCGUGGCCGGCUGCGCAUCGGGCUCGCGUGCGCUGAUCUCGCGAGUCUGGAGACUCAGGCGCGGCACACACGUUUAUUGCCAGGCGAUGCUGAUCCUGACACUGACACUGACACUGAGGUUGGGAUCGUCCAGCAGCGUGUCAGUGGCCUGCGAGGUGAGAUCUUCCAAGCAAAGGAAAUCGUGCGUGACUGGGUUGCGAAGCGUGAUGGGCAGGUCCUCGCGCUGUGGGACGAGGUGAGGGCUUCGUGGGAUGGGGCUGUGAGGGAGGUGGUCAGGGAUGAUGGGUCGGGCGAGGGGUUGGAGAAAUGUGUUUUUCGAAUGAGGGUUUUGGGGGUUGCGGAUGCGGAUGCGGAUGCGGAUGGGAUUGUGGACGCGAGUCAGAGUGUUGGUGAUAGGAGACCACAAGGGGUUGAUCAUGAUGAUAUGGAGAUGGAGAUGGAGGGCGGAGUGAGAAUUGAUGUUGUUUGGGAAACGGUUGGAUAG
This is a messenger RNA of Exophiala bonariae, 999 nucleotides long. RefSeq lists its product as uncharacterized. The record is from RefSeq and is a predicted model, not a curated record. The transcript has a single exon. NCBI's taxonomy places the organism in Eukaryota, Fungi, Ascomycota, Eurotiomycetes, Chaetothyriales, Herpotrichiellaceae. The coding region runs from base 1 to 999 and encodes 332 amino acids.